AUGGCAGCGUCAAAAGGGUUUUGCAUAGUUAUUGUGGCUCUAUUAAGCUUAGCGCUAAUAACUUGGUCUGCCCAUGGAGCUUGGCAAACCCCGCUAAUAACGGCUUCUAUUGGUGCAAGAGAAAUGAUUGAAGAGCUUAAAUCACAGAUUGAUGGUCGUGUUUUGAAACCUAGUGAAGCAGCUCGUAUCCUUGGAGAAGGUCCUAAUUUCGGUGGUAUCCCUGGAGGUUGGGGUGGAUGGGGAGGGGGAGGGGGAGGGGGAGGAGGUGGGAUUGCUGGCCCCGGGUUUGGUGGCGGUGGUCCUGGUAUUUGGGGUUGGGGUAGGGGUGGGGGUGGAGGAGGAGGCGGUUUUGGUCCUGGUUUUGGGAGAGGCGGUGGUGGUGGUGGAGGAGGAGGUGGUCAUGGUCCCAGUUAUGGUCCUGGUUUUGGGGGAGGCGGCAGUGGCGGUGGCGGUGGCGGUAGCGGUGGUGGAGGUGGUCAUGGUCCUAGUUAUGGUCCUGGUUAUGGAAUAGGGGGCGGUGGCGGUGGAGGUGGAGGAGGAGGUGUUCGUGGUCCUAGUUAUGGUCCUGGGAUAGGGGGCGGUGGCGGUGGCGGUGGCGGUGGAGGUGGAGGUGUUCGUGGUCCUAGUUAUGGUCCUGGGAUAGGGGGCGGUGGCGGUGGCGGUGGCGGUGGAGGUGGAGGAGGAGGUGUUCGUGGUCCUAGUUAUGGCCCUGGGAUAGGGGGCGGUGGCGGUGGCGGUGGAGGAGGAGGUGUUCGUGGUCCUAGUUAUGGUCCUGGUUAUGGGAUAGGGGGCGGUGGUGGUGGCGGUGGAGGAGGAGGUGUUCGUGGUCCUAGCUAUGGUCCUGGUUAUGGGAGAGGAGGUGGCGGUGGCAGUGGAGGAGGUGGUGGUCAUGGUCCUAGUUAUGGUCCUGGUUUUGGGAGAGGCGGCGGUGGCGGUGGUGGUGGAGGUGGUGCUCAUGGUCCUAGUUAUGGUCCUGGUUUUGGGGGAGGCGGUGGUGGCGGUGGCGGUGGAGGAGGAGGUGGUCGUGGUCCUAGUUAUGGUCCUGGUUUUGGGAGAGGCGGCGGUGGCGGUAGUGGUGGAGGUGGUGGUCAUGGUCCUAGUUAUGGUCCUGGUUUUGGGAGAGGCGGCGGUGGCGGUGGUGGUGGUGGAGGUGGUGGUCAUGGUCCUAGUUAUGGUCCUGGUUUUGGGAGAGGCAGCGGUGGCGGUGGAGGUCGCGGUCCCAGUUAUGGUCCUGGUUUUGGGAGAGGCGGUGGUGGUGGUGGUGGAGGAGGAGGAGGGGGAGGGGGAGGAGAAAGUAGUCCUAGUGUAGGUUGGGGAUCAUGGCCUUAUUAUGGUCAUGGUAGAAGCGGAGGCGAAGGCAGUAAUGGUCGGGGAAGAGGUCCUAAUUAUGGUUCUGGUGGUGGUUGGGGUGGGGGUGGGGGUGGAGGUGGUGGUGGAAGUGUUGGAACAAAUCCUAGUCUUGGGUACGGUGAAGGUAGUGGAGGUGUUAGAGGGCAUCACGGUGGGGGGAGAGGCAAGGAUUGGAGUUACGGUUGGGGUUGGGGUGAUGGUUGGGGUUGGGGAGAGGGUGGGGGUGGUACGCAACAUGGAUUGCCUCCUUCAAGAGCCCCAUUCCCCCAACAUAUGGAUUGUGUUGGCCCUUCUUGUCACACCUCCCCCCAAUCAAAAGGAUCUCAUAGUUAUAACAACCCCCAAGAAGCCAUGCCACCUCAACCUGCCUAG
Molecule: messenger RNA, 1722 nt
Organism: Ipomoea nil (Japanese morning glory)
Lineage: Eukaryota; Viridiplantae; Streptophyta; Magnoliopsida; Solanales; Convolvulaceae
Product: glycine-rich cell wall structural protein-like
Exons: 1
Coding region: 1-1722 (573 amino acids)
Source: RefSeq, a predicted model, not a curated record